AUGGAUGAAAAGAUGAUGCUCACUCGCUGUGCUUCGGUAAGACCAUUGAUCUUGUCCAUUCUUGGGGCUGCCUUGUUUGUCGGAAUACCAACAGACUUGCAGGCGCAAAAGCAGCAGGCAGGUGCGGACGAUCAACAAGUGACCUGGGAUCUUGAUCGUGCUCUCGAGCAUCUGACGAUGUACCCGAACGAUACGUAUCUGCAAUACGUUGCGAUGCAACUGGCUCGCCGUCAGGGAAUCGAAAAAGAGAUUGGGCGAAAAAUUGCAGAGAUCACCAAUUCAGCUCGGCCUGAGUGGAGACGACGUCAAGAUGGUGUCAACCUUUUCAGCUUGUUCACCGGGACGCUGGCGAUUCAGGAAAGUCUCCAGUUGGAAGCGAUGGCAGGUGGGCCGGUCAAUUCUCGACUAGGUCGCAAUAAUCAAACUUCUCAGCUGACAAACAAGUCAUCUGCAACAGUUGCGGUUGAAACUCUGCAAGGGCCUCAAACGAAAAGCCAUCCCUGGCAGGAGAUGCUGGCUGGUCGUGAGCCAAAGACAAGCCAGUUAGCCAAAUACAUCCCGGAGGAUCAAUAUUACAUCCGCUUCCAGUCAGUGGACAAACUCUUACAGGUGUUGCAGCUGAGUGAUCAAUGGGGCGAGCACUUGAUUAGCCAGACUGCCAGAAAAGCCUACUCAUCUCAGGUGAACCAACGGUUGAUGCGGCAACUCGCUGUCGAAACAAAUGAAUUGUUGCAGCCGUUUUAUGAUCUCGUUGUGACAGAACUCGCUGCCACGGGAAAUGAUCUCUAUCUGACACGCGGAAGUGACAUCACAUUGUUGUUCCGCUACCAGCAACCGCUUGUCUUCAAAACACAAAUGGAGACGUUUCUCGCCAACGCAAUUCAGGCGACUCCAGAUGCGAAAAGAUCACAGGGAGAAUACCGCGGCAUUGAAUACGAGAGUGUGAUCUCCCCUGACCGCAGACUUUCUGUGUACUCUGCCUAUGUGGGAGAUGAUCUUCAUUUGAGAAGUAAUUCUCUGAUCGGCUUGCAACGUGUGAUCGACACUUUUGAGGGAGAUCUCUCUCAUCGUCGUCCCAACUUGGCAGACUCGGAUGAAUUCAAAUACAUCAGGACUUUGAUGCCUUUGGGAGCAAAAGAAGAGGAUGGACUGAUCUACCUGUCCGAUCCCUUCAUCCGCCGGCUGACCGGACCCACUUUAAAAUUGACCGAACGCCGCCGUGUGAUCAGUUACAACCAUCUCAAGAUGAUCGCUCAUGCUUGUGCUCUUUUUGAGACAGAACAUGGUCGCGUGCCGAAGAGUCUCGCUGAGCUGAUUGAAGAACAAGCUCUGCCGGCGGAGUUUGGUUCGGAAGUCCUGCUUUGCCCAUCUGGAGGAACAUAUUCAUUGGGUGCCGAUGGCAGAACAGGUGUUUCCUCACAUUGUGGAACCGUCGCUGCUUUGAACCCAUGUUGCGAAAUCGCUGUCGAGAAGGUUUCAGAGGAAGAGGCGAAACUUUAUCGGGAAUUUGUGGAAUCAUACGAACGCUACUGGCGGACUUUCUUUGAUCCGAUCGCGAUCCGAGUUUCUGUCGAACCAGAUCAAUUCCGCAUGGAGACGAUCAUCCUGCCGUUGAUCAAUAACUCCAUCUACCAGGGGAUGGCAGCCACACUCGGCGAGGAACCAACUCCUAUUGACGUCGCUCCCGUCCCCAAACGAAAUAUCUUCAGCAUGGGUUUCCAGUUCGACAAGGAGCGGAUGUUGAAGAUGUCCGGUUGGGAGCCGAUUGAAGACGAUCCGGCUGAUGAGUCUUCCUCGAAAUUCUUACAAGAGGUCACUCAGCAAAGAAUGAAGCAAGUCGCUCUGGCGAUGCACAACUAUCAUGACGCCAAUCAACAUUUCCCUCCGCUGACAACACGUGACAAAAGCGGGAAAGAAUUACUCAGCUGGCGGGUGCAAUUGCUGCCGUAUCUCGGUGAAUCAGAACUGUAUAAAGAGUUUCACCUCGACGAGCCUUGGAGUAGUGCCCACAACCGAAAGCUAAUUGAGAAGAUCCCUGCUGUCUUUACCAUUCCUGGAGAAAAGAAGCAGGAAGGUCGCACCACAUUACAGGCAGUGAUAGGCGAACAGACUCUGUUCCCGCGCCGAGGAGAAGGAACCUCAAUGCGAUCGGUGACAGAUGGAACCUCAAAUACGAUUAUGUUCGUUGAUACUCAAAUUCCCGAAGCGACAAUCUGGACGCGGCCAGACGAUUUAAAGUUCGAGGAUGAGAAACUCGCCGAAAAGAUCGUCGGAAAAUUUGAGGGCAAUGGCUACAUUGCCAUGGGAGAUGGGUCCGUCCGCCGACUCACCGCCGAGACCAGUUUGCAGAAUCUCAGAUUCGCUCUCACUAAAGCGGGAGGAGAAAAUCGAGGACGGAUUGGGGAAAGAAUCAACAAUCCUCGCCGCAAUCGAUCCGGGUUUGCCUACUGGUUAACAAAUAUACGCGAUGGUCAAGUGAACCAGAAACUGGCCUAUGAGUUCUACGCCCGUGGAAUCAAGAACCAAAUGGCAUUUCAUGUUUAUGACUCAGAGCCAACAUUUGAUUUUCAACUCAUCGAAUUCUUGGGCCAAAUGGUCGGCUCGUUCUCAACACGCAAUAAUUUUGACAGCGAUUUUCUCCCGGUCUUUAUGUUGAUCGCGUCGUUGAACUCACCAGUCUACGCUUCGAUUCCUCUGGAAGAUGUAACCGCUGUCGACGAUUUCAUGACACAUGUUGAUGACCUGAUGGCGCCUGUCGCCAGGCGUCCAAUGCGGGCCGGUUGGUUUCAAACCCAGAAUGAUUUCUACAAACUUCCACUCAGCGAGGAUGUCGUUGCUCGUACGAGCACCAUCGGCAUUGGGCCAAUCAAAUGGCGUUUCUUCUGGGCGCGGAUCGAGAAUUUCCUGUAUGUCUCCAGCAAGCCGGAAGUGCUGCAAGACCUUGUUGAACUUCACAAGCAGGGAGUCCAGGGACCCUCCGAUGAGAAGAGUUCAGCCCACGCGAUGGUCCGUAUUCGGCCUGAGAACUGGAAUGAAACAUUGUCGAACUUCCGACUCGGUUGGGCCGAAAGCCAUCGACAAGCCUGUUUUGACAACAUCGGUCGCCUCUCCAGCCUGCAGAGCUUGGCUCUGAAAAAGGGAGAUAAGUUUGAUGUCGAAUCUCGCCCUGAAUCGCUGUACGGCCUUGACUUCUAUUGCCCCUGUGGAGGGAGUUACUUCAUGGGAGAAGAACACAUGGAAUGCACGGUCCAUGGCAGCGCUUAUUCUCCCCGGCAGGCACUGUUAGGCCACGAGGAGGGAGCCAUCGACGAAGUUCUCGAUCACUUCGCGGGGCUCACAAUCGUCCUCAAGUUCCUGGAAGACGGUCUGCACGCGACGAUGACAGUCGAGCGUAAGUAA
This is a messenger RNA of Durusdinium trenchii, 3399 nucleotides long. NCBI's taxonomy places the organism in Eukaryota, Dinophyceae, Suessiales, Symbiodiniaceae. The record is from the annotation of a GenBank genome assembly.